UUUUUUUUUUUUGCCCCUUUCGUACAACCAAGCGACACGUAUUACUUUCAUUACUUUGAUUCAAUAAAGAACAAGACGAGAUAAUAAGCCUAUUUUUUCUAUUUUAUUUCAUUAUUCAUUCAUGAUGGAUUUCACAAAUAAAGCACUCUUGAAGCGCAUUGCAUCUGCUAGCCAAGAAAAAGUCUAUCCCAGUGUCCAUUCAAAAACCGAAAUUCCUUUAAGAAAGAUACUUUUGUCCUCAAGACUUUGGGAAAGCGUUAGAAAAGAGCAAGAAAAACUAUCAGAACUGGAAUCAAAGGAUAUAUGCAGUGAUGAAGAUUGGUGGUUUGCUACAACAGAUGAAACAUUGGAAGCAUUAGUUUCUUUUGCUAGUGAGCCAUCUUCACCUUUGAAUAAUGACCCUGAAAGUCCCUCUGCCUUAUUGGAUUUGGACUAUAAUCAUAAUCUGUUCUUGAAUAAUAAUGAUGCACCUACUACCAAUACUGCCCAUACUGAAUCAAGUGGCUGGUCAUGGCUAGAAGAAGAAAGCAGCAAGAUCAAUGCUACCCAAAACCUCUUGUCGCAUACUCUCCACAUGGAUGAAUUAGUGGAAGAUGAUUCUGAAGAAGAUGAAGAAGAAGAUCUUCUCAAUGUAAAUAAUAAUUUCUUAAAUACCCAACCAAACAAGCAUGAGGAAGAAGAAGAAGAAGAUGAAUUCAAUAAUGAAGAAUGGCUUGCUGUCCAUGAGACUACGCCUAUCAAAGCUCAAGGCAGCCGAUCCACGAAAAGAAAGAGAGAAGUGGAUGAAGAUGACCAAGAGCGUCCUAGCAAGAAACUCUCUGUUAGAGAAGAAGCUAUUGAUUUGCUUGCUGCUGCUGCCCUUUUAACAAGUAAUCCACCAGGCACAUACCCUACUGAUAAUAAGUCCAAUGCUACUACUGCCACUGCUAUUGCAUCUCCAUUGCUUCGUGUCUAAUAGUUACAUAUAUACAUAUUCCCUUUUUAUUAUUAUUAUACUACAUGCUUUUAUGUAUUUCACAACUGUACAAAGACUUAUAUUUUUCAUAUUUUUUCUUUAAAAAAAACACACACACAUACACAUAUAUUUUAUUCAUUCAAGAGAAGACAAAAAGAAGAGAAAAAAAAAACUAAAAAAAUUCUAUAAUUCAAAAAAAAA
Molecule: messenger RNA, 1156 nt
Organism: Gilbertella persicaria
Lineage: Eukaryota; Fungi; Mucoromycota; Mucoromycetes; Mucorales; Choanephoraceae
Exons: 2
Coding region: 122-955 (277 amino acids)
Source: RefSeq, a predicted model, not a curated record